Messenger RNA from Carlito syrichta (Philippine tarsier), 2839 nucleotides. RefSeq names its product ring finger protein 128, E3 ubiquitin protein ligase (gene RNF128). The transcript is spliced from 7 exons. Lineage: Eukaryota; Metazoa; Chordata; Mammalia; Primates; Tarsiidae. The record is from RefSeq and is a predicted model, not a curated record. Bases 252 to 1538 code for a protein of 428 amino acids.
GCUUGGUGCUGAAGCCCCAGAGCCCGACGCGGCCGCAGCAGUAGCGAAGAGGACAGGAGCUUGGAGGAGCUGCGUCUGCGGCAACCUCUUCCCUGAGCUACGUGCCUUGCGGCUCCGACCGAGCUCGCAGCGCCCCAGCGUCUCUCCACUCACCCACGACCUGGCGCGUACCUGGUCUAGGCCGGGGUCCUGCUGAGCGCCAGGUGGGCUCGUGCCAGGGGCCCUAGGGGACCUCGGAGCGCUCGCGCGCCAUGGGGCCGCCGCCCGGGACUGGGGUCUCCUGUCGCGGUGGCUGCAGCUCAUCCCGAUUGCUGGCGUGGUGCUUCCUGCUGGCCCUGAGUCCGCACGCACCCGGCUCCCGGGGGGCCGAAGCAGUGUGGACCGCUUACCUCAACGUGUCCUGGCGGGUUCCGCACACCGGAGUGAAUCGCACCGUGUGGGAACUGAGCGAGGAGGGCGUGUACGGCCAGGACUCGCCGCUGGAGCCUGUGGCUGGGGUCCUAGUACCGCCCGACGGGCCUGGGGCGCUCAACGCCUGUAAUCCGCACACAAAUUUCACUGUGCCCACGGUUUGGGGAAGCACAGUGCAAGUCUCUUGGUUGGCCCUUAUCCAACGCGGCGGGGGCUGCACCUUCGCAGACAAGAUCCGUCUGGCUUACGAGAGAGGGGCGUCUGGAGCCGUCAUCUUCAACUUCCCGGGGACCCGCAAUGAGGUCAUCCCCAUGUCUCACCCGGGUGCAGGAGAUAUUGUUGCAAUCAUGAUCGGCAAUCUCAAAGGCACAAAAAUUCUACACUCUAUUCAAAGAAAUAUACAAGUAACAAUGGUCAUUGAAGUAGGGAAAAAACAUGGCCCCUGGGUCAAUCACUAUUCAAUUUUUUUUGUUUCUGUGUCCUUUUUUAUUAUUACGGCGGCAACUGUGGGCUACUUUAUCUUUUAUUCUGCUCGAAGAUUACGGAAUGCAAGAGCUCAAAGUAGGAAGCAGAGACAAUUAAAGGCAGAUGCUAAAAAAGCUAUUGGAAGGCUUCAACUCCGCACACUAAAACAAGGAGACAAGGAAAUCGGCCCUGAUGGAGAUAGUUGUGCUGUUUGUAUUGAACUGUAUAAACCAAAUGAUUUGGUGCGCAUCUUAACCUGCAACCAUAUUUUCCAUAAGGCGUGUGUUGACCCAUGGCUGUUAGAACACAGGACAUGUCCCAUGUGCAAAUGUGACAUACUCAAAGCUUUGGGAAUUGAGGUGGAUGUUGAAGAUGGAUCAGUGUCUUUACAAGUCCCUGUAUCCAAUGAAGCAUCCAAUAGUGCCUCCUCCCAUGAAGAGGAUAAUCGCAGUGAGACUGCAUCAUCUGGAUAUGCUUCGGUACAGGGGGCAGAUGAACCGCCUCUGGAGGAACAUGUGCAAUCAGCAAAUGAAAACCUACAGCUGGUAAACCAUGAAGCAAAUUCUGUGGCAGUGGAUGUUGUUCCUCAUGUCGACAACCCAACCUUUGAAGAAGAUGAAACUCCUGAACAAGAGACUGCUGUUCGAGAAAUUAAAUCAUAAGAUCUGUGUCAAUAGAAAACUUGAACAUUAGUAAUAACAGAACUGCCAAUCAGGGCCUAGUUUACUAUUAAUGAACUGGAUAAAUUUAAUAAACUAAGAAUGAUACUGAAAGUACUAAGAUGACUAAUAUUAUGCUAUAGUUAAAUGGCUUAAAAUAUUUAACCUAUUAACUUUUUCCCACAAACUCAUUAAAAUGUUUUUCAUAGGCAAGUUUCCUCUCAAUAGUGAUAGCAACAUUUUUAAACAUAUACAACUAUCUUCAAGUAGUUCUGUUUUUCGUUUAUAACAAUUUUCUUCUUAUAAAAACAUGUUGCUUUUAAAAUGUGGAAUAGCUGUAAUCACUUUAUUUUAUGAUAGUAUCUUAAUUAAAAAUAAUACUACUUUAGCUUGGGCUAUAUGUGUCAGGGUUUUCUCCAGGUGCUUCUAUUGAUCUGGAAUUGUAAUGUAAAAAGCAAUGCAAACUUAGGCUAGUAUUUCAUGAAAUGUCUAUUUAAGCUACAUUAAGUUAGUAGAACAAGAUUCAAGCAAAAUAUUCAUUUUAAUAUUUUCUUGUUUUUAAAAUUAGGCUAAAUGUACUUCAUGUGAGUGUUGAGCAUAGUUUAUCAGAGAAUAUGAACUGAAUCGAUUGAUAUAUUAGUGACACCAAUUUGACACAAGAUUAUAGACAAAAAGUUUCCUUACAAAAAUACUAUGUAAAUAUUUCUCAAUUUUGUGGGAUUUUCAAAAGCACAGUAUAUAAAUUACCAUACUAUUUGAAAAUGGCAAUGACAGAGUAAGUCACACAAAAAAUAGUAAUUGAUCUUCAUUCGUGAACUUGUCUACAGAAAAUGUUCUGUAAAAUCAGUCUGUAGAAAUUUUUUUCCAAAUAAUGUUGACUUUGAAAAUUGAGUUUACAUUUGACCUAAAUGGGCCACAAUUAAUUAGAUAAGCUAAAAUUCUGUCCACGUAGCUAUAAAUUUUAUGGAUGCAUUUUCUUGGUGUUUGAAAAAAAAUAAGGGAGAAUUCCAGGUGCCUUAAUGUAAAGUUUGAAACUUCAUCCACCAAAGUUAAAUAGAGCUAUUUAAAAAUGCACUUUAUUUGUACUCUGCGUGACUUAUCUUUUGUUUCAGUGCAAAUUCUAGCAGAAUUUAGGCAAAAACAGGACAUAUAUUUUUGUUUGCUGAAUGUAGAAUGGAUGAAACCAUUGCAUUCUUGUACACUGAUUUGAAAUGCUGUAAAUAUGUCCCGAUUUGUAUUGAUUCUCUUUAAAUAUAAAAUAUAAAUAAAAUAUUCCAAUAAAAGUUUGUGUCUGGUGUUUAGUU